Andrographis paniculata is the source of this 1919-nucleotide messenger RNA. RefSeq lists its product as uncharacterized. Gene Ontology annotation, molecular function: SNARE binding. Gene Ontology annotation, cellular component: BORC complex; synaptic vesicle; BLOC-1 complex. The transcript has 3 exons. The record is from RefSeq and is a predicted model, not a curated record. Gene Ontology annotation, biological process: endosome to lysosome transport; lysosome organization; regulation of synaptic vesicle exocytosis. The coding region runs from base 75 to 527 and encodes 150 amino acids. NCBI's taxonomy places the organism in Eukaryota, Viridiplantae, Streptophyta, Magnoliopsida, Lamiales, Acanthaceae.
ACGAACAAAAUCCCUUGCAAGUAAAAGAAAAGACCAAAUUUCGAAGGAUUGGAUUGGCGAUUCCAAUCAAUUUCAUGGCGGAUGGAAAUCCAACUAGCGAUCAUCACGGAGCUUUCGUAGCUUCGCACUCCGCCGCUAAUGCUAGUCGAGGCGGCGGCGAUAACGUCGACCGGCUUGACAGAGCAACUAGUUCCAAUUCCGCUGUGGCUGAGGGUUUGUACUCUCUGAUAUCAUCCGUAAUGAUUGAUUUCGAUUCGAGAGCUGAAGCUACUGCGCGCAGCCAAGACCAGCUUGAAUUUACCCUAGAUCGCUUAACAGGAGAGCUUGAUAAAUUGUUAGAGGAUGCACCAUCACCCUUCAUAAUGCAGCAUGCUGGAAGAAUUUCUGGUGUUAGGAAAAGGGUAAAAGCAUUAAAUACAGUUCUGAAAUCCAUACAGCGUCGAAUCGACAAUAUGGACCGAAUGCUGUCAACUGGAUUAGUUCAUGAAAAAAUUGUUGGAGAAAAUAGCGGGCAACAGAAAGCUUGACAUAUACGGGACUGUCUUACUCUCUUUAAUGGUAACAACUUUAUUAUUUCGAAAUGGAAUUUUUAUUUUUUUGUUUUUUUGAAAAAUGUCAUGUGCUAAUUUGGUCUCGAACUUCAUAUGUGGCUCUCUGUCGUCUCAGGAUUAUUUUUAAUUGACUAUGAAUUAUGAAACACACACUCUGAGUACAUGCUUACUUUUUCGCGAUAUGUUUAUGAACUUGCAUAUAUUAUAUCUAACACCUAUUUUUUGUUCUCAAUUUUUUACUAGUCUCGAAACAACUUAAAACACUUGUAAAAUAUAUCAUAAACGCACCCUAUGUUUCUCAUAAAGUGAAAUUCAAUUAGAAGAAUAUUCCGAGCAGUGCUUGCUUGUUUAUGUUUUUGGGUGUUUUCAAUGGUUUUCAUUGCAGUUUGCAUAGUAUAAAAAUAUUCUUAAAAACAAAAACGAACAAAAUUCUCUAGUUCUUCCCCUUUAUAAGAUGCUUUGAGAGCUUAACAUAGAUCUAAUUUAAGUGUUGGAAAUAAAUAAAUACCUUAGGAUGUGUUUGCUUGUGUUUGGUUCCUUGAAGUUGAGGUAAAAGUAUAAAAUAUAUAUUUGAUUUAAUAUUUUUUUAGAAGAAAUAAUAUGUAUAUGAAUAUAAAAAUAAAAUUAUUUUCGUAAUGGGUUUGUUUGGCUAAUGUCAUAAGUUAGUUUAGGUUAUAAUCGAGUAAUCAUUCGAGGUGUGUUCACUUUGUGAGUUAUAACAUUUAUUUUUAUUCAAGAUAUUAUUUAUUAACUCAGAACAUCGAAACAAAUUCAUAAGUAAAUACUACCUAGGAUACUUGUCAUUAAACUCUUUGAUCAUUUUCGACAGUUUAAAAGUGCUCGAGUGUAGAAAUAUGUUGAGUGUAUGGUAUACUUAUAGUGUAUAUAUAUAGGUGUUAUUUAGGUGUAUCUAUAUAUAUAUAUAUUCUUUUUUUUGAACAAUUAUGACUAAUAAAACAUAUGUGCAAUUACUUAUACUUGUUUAUCAUUCAAAUUCUUCGCUGUCCUAUGUCUUUGAAGUGUAUUUAGUACUCGUUGCAGGAAGAAGUAUUGCCAUUUAGGCAAAAUUUUAUGUCCUUAUUGUUUAAAUAUAUUGAAAUAUAUAUAUUAUCAUAUAUAUAUUAUCACGUGGAAUUGUCCGUCACGAGAAUAGAAUAAAUUAGACCAACGGACAAGCUUACUCACCUUCAACUCAGCUACGCCAAGUCGAGACGAGACCCGAAAAGAGCUCAGGUGUGUUUGACUUAAAUAGUUGUUUGAUACGAUAUUUUUGUGAAAAAUAAAUAAAUAAAAAAAUAAUACCCCUUCAUCCAUCCAAUGUAUGUUGCAAUAUUUUCAAAAUAAAAUGAAAGAAAUAAAUAUACUCUA